Humulus lupulus (European hop) is the source of this 891-nucleotide messenger RNA. RefSeq names its product non-specific lipid-transfer protein 1-like. Gene Ontology annotation, molecular function: lipid binding. Gene Ontology annotation, biological process: lipid transport. Lineage: Eukaryota; Viridiplantae; Streptophyta; Magnoliopsida; Rosales; Cannabaceae. The transcript has 2 exons. The coding region runs from base 288 to 650 and encodes 120 amino acids. The record is from RefSeq and is a predicted model, not a curated record. Gene Ontology annotation, cellular component: membrane.
ACAAAACAAAAUAGGCUCUCAAUUAUUAUUCCGAAUUAGGUAAAACAAAGUAAAAUAAUACACGAUUAAGUUUAACUCAACUAAUUAAUAAACUAGUGAUCAACCAUAUUUAAAAAAGUAAUCGACUAAUUAAUUACACACAGCUACCACCAAAUUGUGAUUAAAGCUACAUACCAAACCACACUUUUUUUCAUCCCCUACAAAUUGAAGACACCUUUGAGAUAUCAAUCAAGAUCAGCACAUAACACAUAUGAGCAUAAUUAAUUACUAAAAAAAGCUUGUUCGUCAUGGCCGGGAGUAUUUCUUUAGGUGUGAAAUGUCUUGGGUUUAUUGUGGUUAUGGUGAUGGUUGUAGCCACACAAGUGGAAAGUGCCAUAACUUGUUCGGAAAUGAAUAAGAGCCUUUCUUCAUGCCUGAACUACCUUAAGAGCGGUGGUUCUGUCUCGACGGAGUUCUGCAACGCGGUUAAGACGAUGAACAUCCAGGCCAACACGUUGCCCAACCUCAAGUCCAUCUGCAACUGCUUGAAAUCGGCCUAUUACAGCAUCAAAGGUAUCAACCUCAAUCUUGCCGCGGGACUGCCCGCCAAAUGCAACACUAAAACUUCUUACCCGAUCAGUCUCUCCGUCAAUUGCACCAUUUUGCAGUGAGUUUGCAUUGGUGAAGCGCGUAUAAUCGUGAUUUCAAGCAUAUAAAUAUAUAUUUAUAGCAUCAUUCGAGAAUAAAGCGUGUGGGUGUUUAUAUAUCCACAAGUACACGAAACUCCAUCCUAUAUGAGUACGUAAUGGAAUUAUUAUAAACAAUCUUUAUUUUUUAUUAUUAUUAUUUGUUAGUAGUCACGGUUAUAUAUCAGUUUUAGAUUAUAUAUAUAAACAGGCAGGUUUUCUUAAA